Monascus purpureus is the source of this 1242-nucleotide messenger RNA. The record is from the annotation of a GenBank genome assembly. NCBI's taxonomy places the organism in Eukaryota, Fungi, Ascomycota, Eurotiomycetes, Eurotiales, Aspergillaceae.
AUGGUCUAUAUUCGCCAGCACCAAUUGCCCAAUCUUCGGACGUAUCGCUAUGCUGGGGUAGACCACUCACUCAUGAGUCGGUAUAUUCUCAAGCCCUUCUACAGCAACUAUGUGAUCCAUUGUUUUCCCAUGGGCAUGGCGCCCAAUGCCAUCACUCUCACUGGUUUCUUGUUUGUGGUGAUCAAUUUCCUCACCAUGCUAUGGUACAACCCGACGCUUGACCGAGACUGUCCGUCCUGGGUCUACGCUAGUUGGGCGCUAGGGCUUUGGCUCUAUCAAACAUUUGAUGCAGUAGAUGGAAUGCAAGCGCGGAGAACAAAGCAAAGUGGUCCGUUGGGAGAGCUUUUCGAUCAUAGUGUCGACGCAUGCAACACUGGCCUGGGUGUCUUGAUCUUUGCAGCUGCGAUGAACCUUGGCCAGACCUGGGCCACUAUUUUGACUCUUUUCGGCUCAACCAUGACCUUCUAUGUUCAGACCUGGGAUGAGUACUACACCCAAGUUCUGACACUCGGAAUCGUCUCUGGCCCCGUUGAAGGUGUCUUGACUCUGUGCGUUGUAUUCGCCUUUACCUCGUAUAAAGGUGGUGCUAGCUUCUGGCAUAGUCCGAUGCUGGAGACGGUUGGCAUCCCGAAAUUUGACCCAAUUCCAGACUGGGUUUACAAGAUGCCAUUCACGCAAUGGUAUAUGGUUUACGGCGCCAUCAUGCUCUUUUUCGCUACCGGUUCAAGUAUCGUGCAUGUCAUGAGUAUCCGCCGGCAACGCGGCCAGGAUCCCUUCAAACCACUGUAUGGUCUUCUCCCACUUGUUGCAGUCUGGACACUCAUUCCGGCCUAUCUAUAUCUGCAACCCAUAAUCCUAACGCAACACGUUAUUCCCUUUACUCUAUAUGUCGGCCUGCUCAACGCAUACUCUGUGGGACGGAUGAUUGUCGCUCACUUGAUCAAAUCUGAAUUUCCUUACCACAAUGUGCUCCUUUGGCCAAUUGCGUUCGGAGUGGUUGACAGUGCAGCAUCUGCUUUCGGCAUCUGGAACAGCAUGGUUGGAAACGAGAUCGGCCAAGUGGUGUUCGUUUACUUGUGUCUUGGAUUGGCGCUGGGUGUUUACGGAACUUUCGUGUACGAUGUUGUGACUACGAUCUGCGACUUUAACGACAUAUGGUGCUUGACGAUCAAGCACCCCUUCCCAGCAGAACGGGAUGAACAGAACGGAGACGCCAAGCGCGUCUUGAAGAAAAUGACGUAA